Messenger RNA from Nezara viridula (southern green stink bug), 791 nucleotides. Lineage: Eukaryota; Metazoa; Arthropoda; Insecta; Hemiptera; Pentatomidae. The record is from the annotation of a GenBank genome assembly.
AAUCUAAUUCAUACUCCACUCAAAAAGUGAAACGUGCAUGAAAAAGUUUUCACUUGAAAAAAACAACUAAAAUAGCUUACGAAUAAGUUCAUGUCGCCGGAACAUUGAAAAUCUUGAGGGAGUGAAGAAUAGUACAUGAUAACAGAGUUCAAUGCAUGGAGGAAGAUAGAACGCAAUAGAUGGAUUGUGCCCUUUAUAAAAAAUGGAGGAGGGCGGGACGUGUCUUCUCCCAGUACCAUUGCCUAUGAUUCAGUUCGAGGAGUUCUCAGUGCUCGACCACAUCGGAAGAGUCGAGGUCAGGUUGUUGAAAAUAAUAGGAGUUUGUGUCCCUGCUGUGUCAGAAGUGAUUUGUCCGAACUGAAUCAUCAAAACGAGAUGUGUUGUAGCCGAUGCCAUCAUCUGAAAGAAACAGAGAGCAGUGUUCAGCAGAGGAACCAAAUAUACAGGGGAGAGAGGAAAUGAUGCCAUUGUCUAAGGCCGGCACUGAUAGUUAUGCGCUGGAUGCAGUGUCUAAGUCUGCUGGGCACAUUGUCAUGAAUCCUAUCUCUGUGGAACAAAGGGCCAAUCUGCUGAGGGAAACCGGACUAUAUGAACUCUCUGAGAACGAUUUCCGUCAGAUGAAUGUUCCACUUAAUCCGGAAAGGUUUCCUCAACAAAAGAGAGGUGACGAAGAAAUGAAGUCCUGCCCAUCCUAUCUUACUCCUUCAAAUCAUGGACCCAUACAAGAUUCAGAUCCAGACAAUGGAGAUGAGAUACCUUAUAAAAUAAGAAGGAAAGACCAGGAGAGAUAG